Molecule: messenger RNA, 2271 nt
Organism: Bubalus bubalis (water buffalo)
Lineage: Eukaryota; Metazoa; Chordata; Mammalia; Artiodactyla; Bovidae
Gene: HS3ST1
Product: heparan sulfate-glucosamine 3-sulfotransferase 1
Exons: 3
Coding region: 582-1520 (312 amino acids)
Molecular function (GO): [heparan sulfate]-glucosamine 3-sulfotransferase activity
Source: RefSeq, a predicted model, not a curated record
CUGCAAAGUCCCCGGCGCGAGGGCAGCCGCGAACCGCCGCCACCACCGGGUCUCCGCGGGCGCCUGCGCCGGUGUCUCGCCCUCCGGCCCGGGUCGUCCUGAAAAAACUCGCUCCGCUGGCCGCCAGGGCUCCACGGCGCUGCCCAUGGCCAAGCCCAGGAGCCGACUUCGGGCGCCGGACCGGCUGGACCGCCGAGGCGCGGCUCAGAAGAGUCAGGAGGUUUGCUUCUGCCCGACGCGUCUCUCUAGAACCGACCGUGAGGGGCAGUAGGAGCGCAAAGCGCCGCGGAGCCUGGGUACCACUCUGGCUGGCAACUGGGGCGGGGAUAACAGCAAAAAGUCCGUCUUCAGGGAGCAUCCAGGGUGGGGAAACCUCAGUGCGGUUAGCUUUGGGAACGAAGCAGAGAUGGGACAUCUCUCGAGGGGCGGGAAAAGCUCGGGAGGAGAGAGAUGGAAGCGGCGGACAGACAUAAUCAGAAGCCUGCAAUACCCAUGUGUCACUGAUCUGGAGACGUCCCCCCGAGGGCAGCACUUCAUGACCCAGCGGCGCCCGGCCCAGUGAAGCCACCGUGGUGUCCGGCAUGGCCCCGCUGCUCCUGGGCGCGGUGAUGCUGGUGGCCCAGCUCCAGCUAGUGCCUUCCCGCCCCGCGGUGGUGCCAGGGGACGAGCCGGGCCUGCCGGAGCUGGUGCGGAAAGCGGCAGCCCUCCAGGAGGAGAUCUCCGACGGCGCCGCCCCCAACGGCUCCGCCCAGCAGCUGCCGCAGACCAUCAUCAUCGGAGUGCGCAAGGGCGGUACCCGCGCGCUGUUGGAGAUGCUCAGCCUGCAUCCGGACGUGGCGGCCGCCGAGAACGAGGUGCACUUCUUCGACUGGGAGGAGCACUACAGCCAAGGCCUGGGCUGGUACCUCAGCCAGAUGCCCUUCUCCGCCCCACACCAGCUCACGGUGGAAAAGACCCCUGCGUACUUCACGUCGCCCAAAGUGCCUGAGCGCGUCCAUGGCAUGAACCCGGCCAUCCGGCUGCUGCUUAUCCUGCGGGACCCGUCAGAGCGCGUGCUAUCUGACUACACCCAAGUGUUCUACAACCACGUGCAGAAGCGCAAGCCCUACCCGUCCAUCGAGGAGUUCCUGGUGCGCGACGGCCGCCUCAACGUGGACUACAAGGCUAUCAACCGCAGCCUGUACCACCUGCACAUGCAGAACUGGCUGCGUUUCUUCCCGCUGCGCCGUAUCCACAUUGUGGACGGCGACCGCCUCAUCAGGGACCCCUUCCCCGAGAUCCAGAAGGUGGAGCGGUUCCUGAGGCUGUCUCCGCAGAUCAACGCCUCCAAUUUUUACUUUAACAAAACCAAGGGAUUCUACUGCCUGAGGGACGGCGGCCGGGACCGCUGCUUACACGAGUCCAAAGGCCGGGCGCACCCCCAAGUGGACCCCAGACUCCUCAAUAAACUGCACGAAUAUUUUCAUGAGCCAAAUAAGAAAUUCUUUGAGCUUGUCGGCAGAACAUUUGACUGGCACUGAUUUUCUUUUUUUUUGUGAUAAGCUAGGCUCGGAACCUUUCCUAUUGUAAGUUCUGGUGUACAUCUGGGGUGGGGGAAAGAAUUUUAAAAGGGCAUUUAAGUAUAAUUUAUUUGUAAGAUCCAUAAAUUACUUCUGUACAGUAUUAGAUUCACAAUUGCCAUAUAUACUAGUUAUAUUUUUCUACUUGUUAAAUCGAGGGCAUUUUGUAUUGUUUUUCAUGGUUGUUAACAUGUGUAAUAUGUCUCUAUAUGAAGGAACUAAAAUAUUUAACUGCAAAAAAAAAAAAAAAAAAAAAGAAAGAAAUUCUGGAGAUGCAGUCUUUUUUGAAUAUAAUUAACUUGCCCCCAACUCCAAAUAGCUGUGUGUGUUCAUUCAUCGCAUAUAUUUCUUUGUUAUUCUUUAAAAAAAAAUGUUUUUCAUAUUUAUUACCUUCCUCUCCCCUUCUCUCCUGUCUUCAUUGUCUUUUAAAUUUUUAAUGUCUCCCUGAGGUCAUCAGAUUUAUUUUUAACUUGCAUUGUGAGAUUUAUCUUCAUUGAGAUGCCCGUUAUUCUUGGAGGUGAAAAUUUCACCCAUUUCCAGCUUUAGCAGGUCCCUGAGUGUGGAUUCUAACUCCACGUAAACUCCAAGAGGACAAAACAAUUAAGCUGGAGAAGUUAGUUGCUAACCAGCAAGAGACUUGCUUCAAAGAGUGCUUACACUUCCUUCUGAUUGCAGCAAUAGAUGAAACAACAAUAAAGGAAAUUAAACCUGG